CGUGACUCAGAAGACAGCCAUAUUGGAAAAUAGAUUCAAUGCAGGGUGUGAUAUUCAAUGAAGAUUACUUAGACGAUACGUGCUCUUCUUAGCCUACUGGCUUAUAAAUGCAACAAUGAAUUGGGGAACAGAGUUAUGGGAUCAGUAUGACAUCGUAGCAGAUCACACCCAGAAAGGCAUAGACUUUUGCGAGCGGUACCAACACUUCCUUAAAGAGAGAUGUUCUAUAGAAUUUGAAUAUGCCAAUAAACUCAAAAAAUUAGUCAAGAAUUAUCAACCAAGGAAGAAAGAUGAAGAUGAAUAUCAGUACACGUGGGCGAACGGAUUCCAGGAUAUGAUCAAGGAACUGCAUGAUCUGGCCGGACAACAUGAAGUGAUCGCAGAAAACACACAAAGCUCCGUGAUGAAGGAGUUGACGGUUCUCAUCGCUGAACUCAAAGCCGACCGCAAAAAGUAUUUAUUAGAUGGAUCUAAAGUACAGGAGCAGUUGAAAGUAUCUAAGGCACAGCUAGAAAAGAGUAGAAGACAAUAUGAAAAGUCCUUUAAAGAAUCAGAAAAAGCGCUGGAGGCAUAUCGCAAGGCCGACGCAGACAUCAACCUAUCUCGUGCCGAGGUGGAAAAGCAAGCGAAAUAUAAACAGUAUCUUGAGGCGCAUAGAAACCAAAUGAUGUUGAAAGGUCAACAGUGUGAGAAGUGUAAAAACGAUUACGCCUCCCAGCUCCAGCAGACCAACACACAACAACGGGACCACUUCAGCGCACUCAUGCCACAAGUCUUUCAGCAACUGCAAACAAUGGAUGAGAACCGGAUCAAUCGACAGCAAGAGUAUUUUAAACAAUGUUCAAGCAUAGAGCGCAACGUGGUACCGAUCAUCAAUACGUGUAUAGACGGCAUGGAGAAAGCUGCGUCCUCUAUCGAUGCUAAACAAGAUUCCAAACUUGUGGUGGACAAAUACAAGUCCGGAUUCCCCAUGCCUGAUGACAUUCCGUUUGACGAUCUGAGCAGUAGCCCGUUCCCAGAGUCCAACAGUAACCACCACAAUACGCCUGUCGGCACCACCAAGUCCAACACCAUCUCUGGGCGCACCUCCAAAAACAAAACGAAACGCGGUGGCAUCAUGAACCUUUUUAGCGGUUCAAAGACCUCUGUAACAAAAAUAAUAGGUCUACUGACUGAUGACACAAAGGAAGAUUUUAGUGAUUUACCGCCAAACCAGAGAAGGAAAGCCCUGCAAAAAAAGAUUGAUGGCUUCAAGAAGGAUAUAGGUCGCGAAACUGCAGAAAGAGAAGGCAUGCUAAAGAUGAAGGAAGUAUAUGCCAAGAAUCCAGCUCUAGGUGACCCGGCCAUCUUGGACAAGAAGAUUGAAGAAAAUGCACAGAAAUUAGACAGUCUUAAUGCAGAACUUAGAAAAUUUCAGAAUUACCUGGCUGAUGCUGAAGGAAAGCAGCACAUCAGUGGCUCGGACGACUCAAUAUCUCAUAGUACCUCGGAGGGCAGUGUGCAAAACUCUAACGUGGUGUCGGCACCAGGCACGCCCCAGGCCCAGCAUGCAGUCUACGAGGUUUACGACCCACACAUCAGUGAUGAUGAGUUUGAUGAUUAUCCUGUUCCUCCCAGCUCCAUCCCAGAUGAGGACGCGAUGCCACAAUCUAUAGAGCAGGAACAAGUUGAACAGAUAGAGCAGGAGGAAUUUGAGGAGGACGCCUUCCAGGUGAUCGGCACGUGUCGGGCGGUGUACAAGUUUGAUGCUGAUAACGGGAGCUCUGUGUCGAUGGAGGAAAACGAGGAGAUGGCGGUGAUAGAAAUAGACCAGGGUGACGGCUGGACACGUGUACGUAGAAAGGAUGAUUCUGAAGGGUUCGUACCCACGUCCUAUAUACAGUGUCACUUCUACGAUCAAGACGAGGUUUGAGGCCCUAGCGACCAUCAGUCGGACAAAUGAAGUCUGGAAGGAUGUGGCCUCGAGCAAGGAGCUCUACUUCCCGACUUCUACAACCAGCAAUUUUAUCGUCUUGGCUAAAAUAGCCAGGAUUUCAUAUUAUAAGGCAUUGAAGCUACUACAAUCUGUAUGUUGGGACUAUAAUGCCACAAUUCAUGGGAUGUCAGUAACAAUGACCAUAGCCUAGCUGUAUUAGCGUGAUCCAGACCUGGUCAUAACCGUAAAGACUAGACAGGCCCUGUCAGAUAGCUUGGUCUUAAGCAGACACAGACCUGUGACCCAGUAUUAUAUAAUUUAGCUGCAGACUUGUGAGAACAUAGAUCAGCUUUUCGUGUCUGCAGGGAUGUAGCAGUUGGACAGUGAUAAGUAAUUUACAGGCUUGAUUGGCCCAAAAGACGAUUAUAAUUGGUGGACUGGGUGGGCCCUGACGGCGGAUCCUCGUUGGAUAAUAAACACUUGUGAAUAGCCUGUGAGCAGUCUAGGAAAGGGCCAGUGGACAGCAAUGAUUUGUUGAUUGCUUAAAGUGGCCAAGGAGAUGGUCACUGGACAAAAAUUACUUUUGAUGGCCUGUAGCGGCCAAGGAGAGGGUCAGUAAAAUUUCGCCACUAGAAAUGUUCAGUGGAAUUCACACCAAAGGGACAUAACCACUGGUUCUACUAACACAUGAAACAUUUUUUGCCAAACCAAAUAGUGAGAUAUACUAUUCAGGUUUAUAUAGCUGCCAGCUUUCGAUGUGUGUUCAUGUGUUGACGGAGAAGAAACAUUGUUUUCCCAGUAAAACCAUUACUCAAUACUGUAUAUAGUCCUGUGUAUUUUAAAACGUCCUGAAUUCACUUUUUGUUCAAUCAUUGCUGUGUCAUCGGAAUGGAUGAAAGAUGAUAAAGUCAUCAGAUUGGAUCGCUGAGUCAUCAGAAUGGAUGAGACUUACUGUUUAAUCAAAUGUUCGGAAUCUGUUAUACAGAUUUCUAUUAGAGAAGUUCUAUAUUCUUCUUCCUCCCAACACUAGCUUGUUUUCAGACAGAGCAAGUGAUUUCGGGUCACAUCGCUAUUUUUGUCAAACUGUGUGUAGCACAUUUCAUUUGAAAAGAGAUUUCAUAUCAGAUAUUGAUGACAGUGUUUUAAAGACCUUUUUGUUAAAUCGUUCAUUUUGGUCACUGUUUUUCCAACCAUUGAAAUUAAAUUCCGACAUACGUUGUAUUGAACAUGCGGUGUACUGCUUUAGAAUUAAUCCAUCUUAUGAUGUACAGUUCAACCUGGGGUAUCUGGACUAAAAUAAAUUAUCAUUCUGGGGAUAAAAUCAUCCACCAAAAUGUGUACAUUACUGUGGUUCCUCUGUAGGCUGUGUGCUGACCAAAGUUUUUUUUACACUUUUGAUAAAACAUUUCUUCAGUCAACAGAAAAUUAUUGCAUUUGUUUGCAACAUUUUACUACAUGUAUCAUGUAUUAUCUUCCUUUCUUCCUAUAACUCGCCCUUUUUUCAUAUCAAACUUCAAUUUUGAUUGAUUUGUGACUUUAUUUCUCGAUAGUUUCCUGUUUUCUGAUCCAGAGGCGGGAUUAUCAUUUGGACCAAGCUAUCAAUAAAAUUCUCAAUUGUCAAAAUCAGAUUGGCAACUGUUUCAUCCAAAAUGUAAAAUGAAACUUAUUUUUGCAAAAGUCACCUCUAUACGUGAUAAAGUGAAUGUAUUGGAGAAAGCCAAAUAUGUAGCUUUUCAGAGGACUGUUUUAAUUUUGACAAUUCAAGGGAAGCACAUUCUGAGGUAGAGGUAUAGACCCAGCACUGGUGAUCCCUUCACAAUCAUAACUUGUUCUAGGGCUCUUCUCAAGUGGAGUUAUCUCCCUUCGAAGAUACUGAUUCACAUAUUUUGAAAUCUCUUAGAUAAUUUCACAAUCAAUGACGAUAUUACUCAUGAAAAUGCAUUUAAUCAGUUUCAGAUGUGUUUCUUGUUUUAACAGUCUUUUUGAAGAGAUUUUUACCCAAUUAUAAUACAGUAUAGUCUGGAAUAACAUUUUAUCAAACCAAUUACUCAUUUAAUAACAUAUUUAGUUAAGUUUUAGUCCAUUUUUUUCUCCAAACUAACUACAAAGUGUCGUCCCCUGCUUGUAGUUAUGGUGGUCAUUCCAAUUCCCAUAAAUUAUGUCCAAAGAAAUAAUGAGAAAAAGCAUGAAUUGUGAUUUUGCCCUGAUGCUGAUUAAGAUGAAGUUUGAAGAUGUUGUAUAGAGUGAUAUACAGCUUAAUCACACACUGAGAUCAAAUUAAAAUAUCUGGUAUUGCAUAAAUCAUUAAACGUGAAUCUUGCAACCUAAUUGUUCUGAAACAUAAAUGAUCAUCUCGAAAGAUUGUAAAGCUGAUUCACUAUGUUUAAAAUGUUAAUUUUUAGACAAAUAUCAUUUUGAAAAAUGAACUUUACGUAAAGAUACGAGAACGUGUUACAUUUAGUUAAGUAUACAAUGUAUAUUUAACAAACUAAUAACAUUGGUUCGGAAGAACUAGGAUUACAGUAUAUAAUAUGUUAUUGAUCUACUAUAAGAGGAUACAAAAGGAUCUUGAUGUUUAAACAUGUUAAAUGGCAUGGCCAUACACAGGGACUUGUGUGGAUAAUUAUUAUAAUUAAUAUGUGAAACUCAGUAUUACAACUAUAUAUAUAUAUAUAUAACUGUAAAUUUCACACGCUGAACGUAUUUAUGACACAUUUCCACAAAUCAAUUGACAAGUAGUGUUGUAAAUAAUACUUUGUCAGAUAACGGCUGGUGCCUAUUACAACAGACUAACUAGGAACCAGAAUUUAUAUCACGAAUUCAUUGGAAAGGAUUUUAAUGUGAACAUUUAUGUACGUCUGUAUGUUCCCUUCAGACACUUGUCUUUGAUCGUAACAUGCAUCAAUUUUACCUUCAUUAUUUACGAACAUUUUACAAUUUUCCAUUGAUGAAUCAUCUAUAAUACCGCCUCCAGAUACUUUACAAUCACAAAGAUUAUUUUAAAGUCGCAUGGCAUCACAAUCGAGGCUCAGUUUCUGUUUUUUUAAGUCGUGUACACAUAGGGAUAAAUCUGCCUUGUCUUGGUGAGUGUUGGCUUCAAGUGGUCUAUAUAAAUUAGUGUUAAAUUAUUGUAACAAGUUAUUUCAAAUCAUGCAUCGUUAUAAUGACAUUGAGUAUAUAUACAGGUAUUUUUAGCUACUAAUUAACAAUCUAAUCUAUUCUGAGUGGUCUGCAACUUUACCAUUUCAAUAUAGAAAUGCCUACUGUAAUUUGAGAUAUGACUUGCAUUACACGUCACAAAAGCAAUGGUUUUUCUCUACCCAGGCUCAACCUUACAAUCAAUUCCUUCAGUGUUAAUGCCAGUUAUACAUCACUACUCAAUUACGAAUCAUACUUGUGCACUGUGUGUUGGUAUAAAAUGUUUUAAAUACUGUAGUUUGUUUUAAAAAGCUUUUAAUCAUAGUUUUUCUCCUGGUACAGACAUGUCCUUGUUCACAGUUUUGGUACUUACUGAACAGUACUGGAAGAUGUCUGGAUAGGACGGACAAACAUUUUAAUACCUCAAAACAUUCUAGAAUAGUAUACCGGUAUAUAAAAAAAACAACGUUUUAUGUCAUCGUUCAUUAGCUGACUUCCACUUAUAAUGAAGCUAAUGUUUCAUUGCUAGGUACUUUUGCAAGUCUAAACCUCACAAUCAAGGCUAAUGAUAUUUGUCUAAUGUAAGGACAUUAGCGUUUUUCCAAAAAAGUUCUAGUCAUGGAAAAUUAUUUUUUUCAAAUCCUUUAUUCCGUUUGGACAAUAAUUCAUCACAUCUGAAUUGAUGCACAAACAUUGAUGUCAUAAUAAUGCUGAUUGGAAACUGCUAAUGAUAGUUAACGUUUACACACAGAUGUAUGUGUGACUGUAGCAUAUAACCUGAAUUUUACCAUCUGAAAUAAUCCUCUUGUGCUCUUAAGUUGAUAAUAGACUUGAAUACGGGACAAACAUUGAACAAGAGGCACAAUUUAAUGGACCAAAUUUCACUUGAAAGGCUAAAAUUUAGUAUAUUUAAACCUAGGGUACCGCGGUAUACCACAACAAUGUAUACUUACUGUAGGUUAAUAGUCAAUCACUUUGUGUAGAGAAGGACAUUUGAUGAACUAGCAUGAUUUUAUUUUGAAAGUCUAUUAUUAAGCUGAUUAAUUGUAUGAUGUAGGUGGGAAAAGUGCCUUUAGGGAUUUUUAAUUAAUGUCUGUAGCUUAAUCAUAACUCAAAUGUAGCUUUUCUCAUUAGUCAAAUAUGGCCCUUAUCAUCAGUUAAAUUAAAUGUAAUCCCUUUUCAUUGGUCAAAUUUAGCCCUACUCAUCAGUCAAAUAUAAUCCCUUUUCAUUGGUCAAAUUUAGCCCUACCCAUCAGUCAAAUAUAAUCCUUUUUCAAAGGUCAGAUUUUUUUAGUCCUUCUUAUCAAUCAAAUGUAGCCCUUUUCAUCACUCAAAUGAAGCCAUUUUCAUCAUUCAAUUGUGGCCCUUUUCAUCAGUCGUGCAAUAAUUUCAUAUAUACCUAAUCACGUAUUCCAAGAGAGUUUGUACUAUUUCAGUGUGAUUUCAUGUGUGUACCACAGCCAUUCAUACAAACCAUCGGUAAUGUAGACCACCUUCAGUAUAAUUGUCCUAUUAGUCUGGAUAAUGUUAGGAUCUGUUAACUGAUUAUAUGGUACAGCUAUUAGUAUACAAAAUCGUAAUGUGGUCUGGUAAAAAUGAACUCCCUGAAUUCCCUCAAUGUGUUUAUAUGAUUCUCACACUCUUUUACAGUAAGUUGUAAUUCCGUAAGGUAUAUUCGUUAGAAACCAAGUAUAGUAAAGUGUUUUUCCUUCAUAUUUGAAUUAAUUUCACUCCAUGUUAGUUGUUUGGUGAUGAUAUUGUGAGUAGUUAAAUCAGGGCAUGUUAUAUAGGUAUACUUGUAUUGAAGGUACCUACGAUACAUGUAUGUACCACGUUUCGGAUUUGGGAGAUUUUGUAACUAGGCUGUAAGCAGGAAUCUAGCAGACCAAAGCCAAGCACAGAAAUAUUCCAUCAUCUUUUCACAGUUAUUGAAAUUUAUUACCAAACUGUACUCAUCUCAAAUCAAAAUGUUCAGGAGUUUCUUUCGACAUGACAGUGUUACAAAUUGCAAGGUACAGUGUAGUCUGGAACAUUGGAGUUAAUUGGAAAUGUCCUGUUAAGCUUGCCAUGAACAUCUUAUGUAUACUAGUUCUAUAGUAUAAAAACUCGCCUUACAAUGUUUAAUCUAUAACAUGUAUUUUAUAACGUCAGAGUCUAAAAGCAUUAUGGACAGAGAACUAGUUUAUCCUUAUAAUUAUCCACUAAUCAAAGUAUGCUAAACAGAGUUGAUGUUGACACCAAGCCCAUAUCAAACAGAUUGCCGGGUUUUUAUAGGGAAACGUCUCGGAUCAAAUCAUAUGCUUAAUUGCUAGGAUGAUGUACCAAAGGUAUAUAUGGUUGAUUCAUUGAAACAAUUCCUCGUUAAUGAAAUGAUUGAUCAAAUGUUUGGACUUGGGAAGGAUGGCUAACCAUAAGUCUGUUUUUAACGUCCCUCGAUGUACAGACAUUCUCCAGUUCAAAUGAUGCGUCUUUGUUUGGUCAGAACUCUACCUGGACUGUUCAUGUUGUAUGUUGGCAAGGUAAUAGCCUGUUAUUUGAACUGGAGAUCUUUACAUCACAGGACCCAAAAUACAGGUUAUUUGGAUUUUAUACAUGAGAGUACUAGUGUAUCCAAUGUAUAUAUAUACUUUUACCUUUUUUAUGAUCGGUGGACCAAUGUUUCAACACUGCUAAGGAUAGUCAACAAUGUUCGGGGAUAGUAUUAAAUAUGAUAUUGACAUGUGGAGUAAGAUAUCCAGGUUUUACCUGCAUGUCCUCUCUAUACACUGGAACUACUGUACUGCUGGAAUACUCAUGUCUAUAGUGUCAAUUAUAACCACGCCUAUAUCUAUCAGCCACCUUUUACAGUGUACACUUAGUUAUAAUUUUAGAAGUGUCCCUUGAUGCACUGCCAAAUGGACAAAUCUUAACCAGCAUGUCCUGUAGAUCUAUGUACACAUGGGUGAAUAGACCUCCUGCGAAAAGCACAUCUCCUAUUGUUUCUCAAAAAUUAUACAACCAAACAUCUCAAAGUUCCAAAAGGCAUUGAUUUUUGCUGGUUCAUUAAACGCCACAUCAAGACCAGAUGAAAGCAUAUUGACACAAGAACAAACCACAUGCAGGUGCAUAAAUUCUUUUGAAAUUUUUCGGAUUGUAGACAAAUUACAAUAACGACAGACAAUUGCAUUGCAUCAAGGAGAGCUUCAAACGUAAAGAAAUUCCCGGUAGGCUUGGUAGAUAGGUUUCUCUGUAGUGUAUAAAUAAAAUCCUUCAAGAAAUUGACUCUGUCCCUCAUUUUCUCUUAUGAUAUUUGACUAAGUUGUACACUUAAUUUUAAUCACUGUAUAUAAACUUGUUGUAAAUUCGUGUACAUUUUUUUACCAGAUUGUAGAUUAUGGGGCAGUCUAUCGUAUCAAAUUAGUGUAUAGUGCUUAGAUGUAUUGCCGGCAUGGUAGUAGAUAUACCUAGUAUAUAAAUAUAUAUAUAUAUAUAUAAACGUGUAGUCGAGAACGUAGACCUACUAGAAUGCAAUAUAUUAUUAUUAUUAAUCUAUUAUGCUCAUGUUCAAUGGCUGGUACUCAUGUGAUGUUAACCAUUUUGUUUUGUUAACACAUUAUUUCAUCAACAAAUCUUAUUAGUCGAUGUCGACACAAUUUAGUCAUGUGAUUUUAUAUGAUGCUUGUUUUAUUGAUUUGGAAUGUUUGAGCUUGUUUUUGGAGAGUUGUCUGAGAAUUGAUGUUGGGUAAGGUGAGUAUGUGGGUGAGGAACGUCUGUGCUGUAAGCAACAAAACAUUGAUUGGAUUCCAGUAGCUAUGAUCCCAUUCACCUUUCCUGAACGAUAGUUUAUUGUUUUUCCUUAACUCAUAUGCAUUCACCCCUGACGGCACAUUUGAACUCUUCCAAUUCAAAGUUUGGAAUAGUUCAUUAUGAAAUUUCAGGUGUGAAUGAGUAAUAGGAAGAACAUACUAUCAUUUGGGGUAGCUAACAGAUUAAUACAGUAAUAUAAAACAUAUUUUGUUUCGGAGACCUACUAUAAUUUGCCUAUAGAUAUAUCGACAAAUAUGCAUUGUUACAUGUUUUGGAAGUAGACACCAUUGUCCAGGCAUGUUUCACAAAACAAUGUCUGAAUGUAUCGCUGUUUUUCUUGUUGGUUCAGAAUCAUGUUUUUGGCAUUGUAUGAUAUAGGUUCAGUGUUUAUUGGCCAUUGUUGUGCAUAGAAGAAAGAAAUAGAACGUUAAUUUGUCAGCCAUUAGCUUAUCAAACUUUUUGAAUCAAGCUCCGUUAGAACUCCCAAUCUUAUUACCAUCAUAAAAGUUUUGUUACCCAAUAAUUAACAUGAAGUUUGUUGUGUUCAUAAGAUUAAUAUCAGGCCUCCGUUGAAAAUUAACUGCUGUCGAGAAAUCUUUGCUAGUUUUUCAGAAAUAGGUAACUGGAAUCAUAGCUGUUAUUUGAUUUGUGAUUGUGAUAUUAUAAGGAUUGUACAACAGAAUGAGAGAAAGUUUCAAUAGAUUUGUGUUGCUACGAAUGGCCUGUUGAUUGGUCAGUAGAGCGUGGGGAGAAAUGUGUGAAAUGUGUUUCUGUGUGAAAUAGUGAGUGUUUCUGUGUGAGAUAGUGAGUUUUCUGUGUGAGAUAGUGAGUUUUCUGUGUGAGAUAGUGAGUGUUUCUGUGUGAGAUAGUGAGCGACUCAUUCGCUGUCCUGUCAGCAUUUUGAUAUUCUAUUCAAUAGCACGUACUUAAUGUAUGAAUGUUGCCUAUUUAAAUCAGUGUUUGUAUUUUAACGUGUAACUUUGGUGAUUGUGGCGAUGUUAAAUGUUCAGCUAUACAGCCUACAUUUGUUUUUCAACUGUUACUACUAGAAUAACCCUACAUGUACCCGUGUAGUAUCUUAUCUCUCCUUAACAUUGUGUACGCUUUUCAUGUGAUUGUGUCUCUCCUUGUGAUAAAAUAUCAUCUACCCUGUCCCUCUUAUUCAUCUAUUAUAUGUUAAUGAGAUAAUCAUGAUUAUAUUCAGCUGAUUAAUUUUUACAAAGAUACCAGUUUUACAGAAAGAUAUUGCAUUGUAUCACAAUUGUUCAUAUAUAUUCAUCCGUACAUAAGCCAGGAAGAAUUGAGAUGAGUGGUUGACGCACUGCCUUCAAUGUGUGUCACAGAUCAUGCAAGUGGAUAAUACAACAGAGGCGUGCUUUACAAACCUGACAUUAGAGAAACACUGGUUUGUUUACACCAGUUGUUGUGAACGUUUGGUAACCACAACUGCGUUUACUUCAGUAUUGGACGGCUUUGUUGGGUGUGUUUACAUCAAAAUUGGUCUGCCAUGUUGGGUGUGUUCACUUUCAGCGUUGGUCGGCCGUGUUGGGAGUGUUCACUUCCAGCGUUCGUCGGCCGUGUUGAGUGUGUUCACUUUCAGCGUUGGUCGACCACGUUGGGUGUGUUCACUUUCAGUUUUGGUCGGCCAGGUUGGGAGUGUUCACUCUCAGCGUUGGUCGUCGUCUAUGUUGGGUGUGUUCACUUUCAGUGUUGGUCGGCCACGUUGAGUGUGUUUAAUGCAAAGUUGACCAGCUACACAGUGUGUUCCGAGCAAUGUCGAUCGGUAAGAUGGAGUUGUUCAUUUUAAGUUUGGAUUGAAAGCCAAUGGUGAAUGUGCUUACUUCAAUAUUGGUGACUAACGCUGGCUUUUCUGAACUCAUGUUGCAAGGCUUCAUUGAGCUUGUUACAUAAAUGUCAGUAGCAAACAAGUUGUUUGUAAGUAACGUUUAGUUUGUUCUGUUAAUUGUUGGCAGCGCUCAGCUUGUUCACUCCAAUGCUGAUCGGCAACGCUGAAUUUGUUCACACCGAUGCCUAGACUCGGCGCGCUAUCUUAGCGUGAUGUUAUAGAAGCGAAAUGCUUCUCUCUUCCUUACAAUAAUUGGGGUCGUGCCAAACAGAGACAUUCACUUCUUGUAUUUAUUUCAUAACAUUUAUAUUACAUGCCCUUAUUAAACUCCAAAUUUGCAAUGCAAAUGGUACAGUUUGAAUGUAAAGAUAAUAAAAGUCAUUCUGCUA
Molecule: messenger RNA, 11074 nt
Organism: Mizuhopecten yessoensis (Yesso scallop)
Lineage: Eukaryota; Metazoa; Mollusca; Bivalvia; Pectinida; Pectinidae
Product: cdc42-interacting protein 4 homolog
Exons: 19
Coding region: 116-1912 (598 amino acids)
Biological process (GO): signal transduction
Molecular function (GO): protein binding
Source: RefSeq, a predicted model, not a curated record